CAGCCAGCAACAAGUAUAAUGGAGUCAUGUGUCCCACCCGGAUUCCGGUUCCACCCUACCGACGAGGAACUUGUUGGGUAUUAUCUGAGGAAGAAGGUCGCAUCGCAGAAGAUUGAUCUUGACGUCAUCAGAAACAUUGAUCUUUACAGGAUCGAACCAUGGGAUCUUCAAGAGAGAUGCCGGAUCGGAUACGAGGAGCAAAGCGAGUGGUAUUUCUUCAGCCACAAGGAUAAGAAGUAUCCAACUGGGACAAGGACUAAUAGAGCAACCAUGGCUGGUUUUUGGAAAGCAACAGGGAGAGACAAGGCAGUGUAUGAUAAAUCGAAGCUGAUUGGCAUGAGGAAGACUCUUGUUUUCUACAAGGGUAGGGCUCCUAAUGGCCAGAAAACUGACUGGAUCAUGCAUGAAUACAGGCUUGAAUCCUACCAAAAUGGACCUCCACAGGAGGAAGGCUGGGUUGUUUGUCGAGCAUUUAAGAAGAAAACAACUGGUAAAACCAAGAACAUUGAAGUGUGGGAUUCAAGCUAUGAUGAAGCUAGUGGUAUUAGCUCAGUGGUUGAUCCACUCGAAUACAUGUCAAGGCAACCCCAGAGUUUUUUACCUCCAAAUUUCUUGUGUAAACAAGAGACCGAGCCAAAAAACUUGAACUUCGCCCACCCUGAUCAGUUUGUGCAGCUUCCUCAGCUAGAGAGCCCAUCUCUGCCAUUAACAAAGAAUGCAAGCUCCAUAUUACUAAUAUCAGACAAUAACACGCAUCACAAGGAAGAAGAAGAAGAACAAAAGCAGAAGACAAAGUGGAACAGUGCCGAGAAAGUGACUGAUUGGAGAACCCUCGACAAGUUCGUUGCUUCUCAGCUGAGCCAAGAAGACAGAUACCACGACUUUGAUGCGGACAAUAAUAACAACUCAGACAUGGCAUUGCUGUUGUUACAGGGUAGUGGUAAUGAAGAAGGGGACAAAUUUAAUGAGUUCUUGAAUUCGAGUUCAGAUUGUGAUAUCGGAAUAUGCAUAUUUAAUAAAUGA
Messenger RNA from Hibiscus syriacus, 1023 nucleotides. RefSeq names its product NAC domain-containing protein 37-like. Lineage: Eukaryota; Viridiplantae; Streptophyta; Magnoliopsida; Malvales; Malvaceae. Gene Ontology annotation, molecular function: DNA binding. Gene Ontology annotation, biological process: regulation of DNA-templated transcription. The record is from RefSeq and is a predicted model, not a curated record.